UAGGCGAAGGAAUAGAUAGAUGAACGGUUCAUAGCUGGAUGGAUGAAUCAUAGGAAAGAAGGAUGCAUUUACUAACAUUGAAUUUCAUUGUAUUUUUGCACUUCCUCAUUUGACUUAAUGUAGUGAACUUCACUGUUGAGGAAAUCAGAGGCCUUAUGGACAAGGUUACGAACAUUCGUAACAUGUCCGUCAUUGCUCACGUCGAUCACGGCAAGUCUACCUUGACCGACUCUUUGGUCUCCAAGUCCGGUAUUAUCUCCUCUGGUCGUGCUGGUGAAACUCGUUUCAUGGACACCCGUCAGGAUGAGCAAGAUCGUGGUAUUACUAUCAAGUCUACCGCUAUCUCUAUGUACUUCGAGAUGGAGAACCCUGAUGAUAUCUUGGAAAUCAAGAACCAGAAGACUGAUGGUCACUCUUUCUUGAUCAACUUGAUCGAUUCCCCUGGGCACGUUGAUUUCUCAUCUGAAGUCACUGCUGCUCUCCGUGUCACUGACGGUGCUCUCGUCGUCGUUGACUGUAUCGAAGGUGUCUGCGUCCAGACUGAGACUGUCUUGCGUCAGGCUUUGACCGAGCGUAUCAAGCCCGUUGUUGUCGUCAACAAGGUUGAUCGUGCUCUUCUCGAACUUCAACUCACCAAGGAGGAUUUGUACAACACCUUCCAACGUACCGUCGAAUCCGUCAACGUCAUCAUCGCCACCUAUGUCGAUCCCGUUCUCGGUGACUGCCAAGUCUACCCCGACAAGGGUACCGUUGCCUUCGCCUCCGGUCUUCACGGUUGGGGUUUCACCCUUCGUCAAUUCGCCGUCCGUUACUCCAAGAAGUUCGGUGUUGACAAGGAGAAGAUGAUGGUCAAGCUCUGGGGUGAGAACUACUUCAACCCCAAGACCAAGAAGUGGACCACCAAGAGCACUGAUGCCGAGGGUAAGCCCUUGGAACGUGCUUUCAACAUGUUCGUUUUGGACCCUAUCUUCAAGAUCUUCGACUCCGUCAUGAACUUCAAGAAGGACCAAACCGCCACUCUUCUCCAGAAGCUCGAGAUCAAGCUUGCUGCUGAUGAGAAGGAUCUUGAGGGUAAGCAACUUCUUAAGGUUGUUAUGCGCAAGUUCCUUCCCGCUGGUGAUGCUCUCCUUGAGAUGAUCUGUAUCCAUCUUCCUUCCCCCGUUACUGCUCAACGUUACCGUGUUGAGAACUUGUACGAAGGUCCUCUUGAUGAUGAGUGCGCUAUUGGUAUCCGUGACUGCAACCCCAACGGUCCCCUUAUGCUUUACGUCUCCAAGAUGGUUCCCACCUCCGAUAAGGGUCGUUUCUACGCUUUCGGUCGUGUCUUCUCUGGUACCGUCCGUUCCGGUCUUAAGGUCCGUAUCCAAGGUCCUAACUACGAACCCGGUUCCAAGAGCGAUCUUUUCGUCAAGUCUGUUCAACGUACCGUUCUUAUGAUGGGUCGUUACAUCGAAGCUCUUGAUGACUGCCCGGCUGGUAACAUUGUCGGUCUUGUCGGUGUUGAUCAGUUCUUGGUCAAGUCUGGUACCAUUACCACCUCCGAAACCGCUCACAACAUGAAGGUCAUGAAGUUCUCUGUCUCCCCUGUCGUCCAGUGCGCUGUCGAAGUCAAGAACGCCAACGAUUUGCCCAAGCUUGUCGAAGGUCUUAAGCGUCUCGCCAAGUCCGAUCCCUGUGUUCUUACCCUCACCUCCGACUCUGGUGAACACAUUGUCGCCGCUGCUGGUGAACUCCAUCUUGAAAUUUGUUUGAAGGAUCUUGAGGAAGAUCACGCUGGUGUUCCUCUUAAGUUCGGUGACCCGGUUGUCCAAUACCGUGAAACCGUCCAGGCCGAAUCUACCAUCGACUGUUUGUCCAAGUCCCCCAACAAGCACAACCGUAUCUACAUGCGCGGUAUGCCCCUUGAUGAGGAACUCUCCAACGAGAUCGAAGCUGGCAAGAUCGGACCCCGUGAUGAUUUCAAGAUCCGUGCCCGUGAGCUCGCUGAUAAGUACGGUUGGGAUGUCGCUGAAGCCCGUAAGAUCUGGUGUUUCGGUCCCGACACCUCUGGUCCUAACUUGUUGGUUGAUACCACCAAGGCCGUCCAGUACCUUAACGAAAUUAAGGAUUCUUGCGUUGCCGCUUUCCAAUGGGCUACCAAGGAAGGUCCCAUCGCUGAUGAGAACCUUCGUGGAUGCCGAUUCAACAUCUUGGAUGUUACUCUUCACGCUGAUGCUAUCCAUCGUGGUGGUGGUCAAAUCAUCCCCACCUGUCGUCGUGUUGUCUACGCUUCCGUUCUCACUGCCAGCCCUGGUAUCCAAGAACCCGUCUUCUUGGUCGAAAUCCAGUGCCCUGACUCUGCUAUCGGUGGUAUCUAUGGUGUUCUUAACCGUCGCCGUGGUCACGUCUUCUCUGAGGAGCAACGUCCCGGUACUCCUAUGAUCACUGUCAAGGCCUACCUUCCCGUCAACGAAUCUUUCGGUUUCUCCGCUGAUUUGCGUGCCGGUACCGCUGGUCAAGCCUUCCCUCAGUGCGUCUUCGACCAUUGGCAAUUGAUGAACGGCUCACCUGUCGAGCCCGGUAACAAGGUUUACGACAUCAUCCGUGCUGUCCGUAAGAGAAAGGGUCUUACUGAGGACAUUCCUGGCCUCGACCGUUACUACGAUAAGUUGUAAAUCGUGGACAUCCAAAUAUGAUAGUACUUCCUCUAUGGAUUUUCUUGUAGUUGUUUAACGCGAAAUGAUGGAAAAAAAAUACAGAUUCUAUUUUCUACUCUUUCGAUUGUUUUAAAAGAAAACAAAAAAAAUAUUUAUGACUCGAAUGUGUAUGAAUCUGAUAUUGUUAUGAAUUAAGACCGUGCCUUCAUUCAAAUGAAUGCGCAUAAAAUAAACAUACAUGACUUGUAGAAUUAAAAUAUAUAUAUAUACGUG
Molecule: messenger RNA, 2909 nt
Organism: Umbelopsis ramanniana AG
Lineage: Eukaryota; Fungi; Mucoromycota; Umbelopsidomycetes; Umbelopsidales; Umbelopsidaceae
Exons: 4
Coding region: 156-2654 (832 amino acids)
Biological process (GO): translational elongation
Cellular component (GO): cytosol; ribonucleoprotein complex
Molecular function (GO): GTP binding; translation elongation factor activity; ribosome binding
Source: RefSeq, a predicted model, not a curated record